CAACUCCUCUCUAACAGGUUCCUCUUCCAUCAUCCAUGGGGGUGCUAGCGAUAGCCAACACGUUUCCAGCGAUCCACAGCCAUCAAACAUCACGUUCCAUAAACCAGCAGACGACAGUCAACCCCCGCUCCUCCCGCCAAAUGAACCAGAAACUACUGCAUCCAUACAGGAAGCCCGAACUCCGACGCCAAGUAGCGCGCCAAAAGUGACGCCCACGCAAAUUUUACCGCCAUUACUACUGUCAAAAACCAUGACGUCACAGCCAUCAAAGUAUGUACACCGCGCCAAGUCGCCAUCUUUCCUGCCAAAAAUGACAGCAUUACAACAACCACAGCAACGUAUAAUGCCAAAAUUGCUGUCAAACGACUCCAUUGCAAAUGCAAAAGAAAAUUUGGCGCCAAUUUUGCCGCCAAAUAACACAAUCAAUAAAAUAGCAACACUAACGCCAAGCUCUGAGCAGCCUCCAGUCAUCAACCAACAACUUAAUAUAACCUAUUCUGAUCCACCAACCACACCAAUACUAAAAGAUCCCUGUUACAUCCAUAAAUUAAAAAACACAGUGAUCACUAAACACACAAACUCAAAAAGCCUCAAACGAAAAAUUUCAAUGAGCCUGCAGCAACGUAACCCCAAACGCCCCAUACACUCUCCAACUGAUAAAUUAUUUAAUAAUAAUAAUAUCACAAACCCUAUUGUAAAACUACAAGACUUUGCUAAAGUUAUCAUCAAAACUGCAAUUCAUGCAGCAAAUGACUGCAAUGAACUCAUGGACUUUGAGACACACACUAACCCAAAUGACAGUCCAGACACGGGCAGACAAAAACUAGAUGACUCAAACAAUAUACUCGUCCACACAAAUACCCAGCAUACUCAACUGCUAGACCACCCUCAAGAAGAUAUUCAGCCCAACCUGCCGCAAAGCUCAAAAAUUCCAUCCCUCUUCCUCCCAAAUGUUACCGAAAUCCAGCCACUACUAGAUACAAUAAACAAGCUACCUGGCGUUGGCAGCUACACUACCAAGGUAGCACAAGACAACGGGAUCAGAAUCCAAUGUGAAAACAUUUCCACAUACAAUGCCAUCAGUGCCCUUCUGCAAGACAAACAAAUUCACAAUCAUACCUACCAGCUACGCAAAGAUCGCGGAUACCGCAUAAUAAUACGCCAUCUCCAUUACUCCACACCAUAUGACUGGAUCCGCGACCAGCUCAAAGAACUUGGUUACGUAACUCGACAUGUAAGUGUUAUCAAACACAGAACCAGAAACGAGCCAAUGAACAUUUUUGAAGUUGAACUGGAGCCUCGAUUGGAUGGUGGACAUGAAAAAAUACUUACAUUAACUGAACUAGGACAUCAAAAUAUUGCCGUUGAAAAACAACUCAGACGCAUUGAUCCACUACAGUGUCAUCGCUGUCAAUCAUUUGGACACAGCAAAAACUACUGUCGUAGACCCUUUGUAUGCCUAAAAUGUGCAGGACCCCACGCUACCACUACGUGCGCCAAAACAAUAGACGCAGAUGCCAGAUAA
This is a messenger RNA of Drosophila mojavensis, 1525 nucleotides long. RefSeq lists its product as uncharacterized. NCBI's taxonomy places the organism in Eukaryota, Metazoa, Arthropoda, Insecta, Diptera, Drosophilidae. Bases 251 to 1525 code for a protein of 424 amino acids. The record is from RefSeq and is a predicted model, not a curated record. The transcript has 2 exons.